Molecule: messenger RNA, 796 nt
Organism: Rhipicephalus sanguineus (brown dog tick)
Lineage: Eukaryota; Metazoa; Arthropoda; Arachnida; Ixodida; Ixodidae
Product: programmed cell death protein 6
Exons: 1
Coding region: 188-739 (183 amino acids)
Molecular function (GO): calcium ion binding
Source: RefSeq, a predicted model, not a curated record
GUGAGCCACAUAGUGAAGAAGGUUGCAGUCACCCCCGCCAUCUUUCCUCAAGGGUGUGUCAUCAUUCUCGGAGAUCGUUUGCCAGGAGAUCCCUACAACAUCUGGCGUUCAAUUCCGGCGGGUGAACUGAACCUAUAGCAGCAGGACAGCAAGGCAUCCAAGAAGACAUUACGGCAGUGUAAGCGCUAUGAGCAUGUACGGAAGAGCUCCACCCCAGCCACCCAGAUCGGAUACCAACUACCUCCAAGGGCUGUUCAACAACGUCGACAAGAACAGAAGCGGAAAGAUCAACGCGACGGAGCUGCAGAGCGCUUUGUCCAACGGAACAUGGAAGCCGUUCAACCCAGACACGGUCAAGUUGAUGAUCAACAUCUUCGACCGAAGCCGCACUGGUAAAAUCAACUUCCAAGAGUUCACUUCCUUGUGGAAUUAUAUUAACGACUGGCUCAAGUGUUUCCAGAGCUUCGACAAAGACCGGUCUGGCUCCAUCGACAAGCGCGAACUGCGUGACGCUCUGACAAGCUUUGGCUACCGCUUGAGCGAGCAAACGCUAGACACCUUGCUUAUGAAGUACGACAAGGAUCGAAAGGGCUCCAUCAACUUCGACGACUACGUGCUGUGCUGCGUCAACCUGCAGACCCUGACAACGGCCUUCAGGAACUACGACACCGACAGAGAUGGCUUCAUCACACUCAGCUAUGAGGAUUUCCUGAAACUGGGGCUCAGCCUGAACCCGUGAGGUCAGUGUUGUGAUAAGGACAAAAAGAGGAUGUCAGCUCUUUUGUGAAGCCUCGAC